Messenger RNA from Gekko japonicus, 537 nucleotides. RefSeq names its product calmodulin like 6 (gene CALML6). The coding region runs from base 60 to 530 and encodes 156 amino acids. NCBI's taxonomy places the organism in Eukaryota, Metazoa, Chordata, Lepidosauria, Squamata, Gekkonidae. The transcript is spliced from 5 exons. Gene Ontology annotation, molecular function: calcium ion binding. Gene Ontology annotation, cellular component: myosin II complex. The record is from RefSeq and is a predicted model, not a curated record.
GGCCCCCUCGCCAGCCGCUCAAGACCCUCUUAGCAGAGCAGCCGGAACGCAAGCAGAAAAUGACGGAGGCACUGACGCCAGAGCUGAUCACGGAGUACAAGGGCAUCUUCGAGAUGUUCGACGAAGAAGGGAAUGGCUUAGCAAAAACGGAAGACCUGGAAAAAUUGAUGAGCCUGAUCGGUAUCAACCCGACCAAGAGAGAGCUGGUGAGCAUGGCCAAGGAUGUCGACAAAGACGGUAAGGCUCGAUCUAACUGCGAUGCGUUCCUGGUGCUAAUGGGUAUUUACCACGAAAAGUCUAAAAACCAGGACGAGGAGCUCCGAGCGGCCUUCAAGGUCUUUGACCAAGAACACAAAGGCUACAUUGAGUGGGACACGCUCAAGUAUGUGUUGACUAAUGCUGGAGAGCCACUGAAUGAACACGAAGCAGAACUGAUGAUGAAGGAAGCUGACAAGGAUGGAGACGGAACCAUCGAUUAUGAAGAGUUUGUGGCGAUGAUGACGGGUGAAUCCUUUAAACUGACACAAUAAAGCCUGU